Molecule: messenger RNA, 861 nt
Organism: Cynara cardunculus var. scolymus (artichoke)
Lineage: Eukaryota; Viridiplantae; Streptophyta; Magnoliopsida; Asterales; Asteraceae
Product: deoxyhypusine hydroxylase-like
Exons: 5
Coding region: 1-861 (286 amino acids)
Molecular function (GO): oxidoreductase activity
Source: RefSeq, a predicted model, not a curated record
AUGGCGGUUGAUGGAAAUUCGUUCGAAGUCACUCCUGAGACAGAGAAAUUUCUUUGCGAGCGAUUAUUGGACCAAACGCAACCGAUUUCGGAGCGGUUCAGAGUCCUCUUCUCUCUCCGGAAUCUGCGAGGUCCUGCUCCUCGCAAUGCUUUAAUACUUGCAACAAGAGAUUCUUCGAAUCUGUUGGCACAUGAGGCUGCUUUUGCUUUGGGCCAAAUGCAAGAUGCCGAUGCUAUUCCUGCUUUGAAGCUUGUUCUCAAUGAUCUUUCUUUGCAUCCUAUCGUACGUCAUGAGGUGGACUUUUCUCCGGCUGCAGAAGCUCUUGGUGCUAUAGGUUUAGAGAGUAAUAUUCCUCUUCUGAAGGACAGUUUGGAUUCAGAUCCGGCACAAGAGGUUAGGGAGACAUGUGAAUUAGCUCUUUCUCGAAUUCAGGAGCUGAAGAAUGCUGGUGAUAAUCAUCAAUCAUCCACAACAGCGGCGUCGCCAUUUCUGUCUGUUGAUCCAGCUGCACCUGCUUCUUGCUCUUCUGUACAUAAAUUAAGGGAAGUCAUUUUAAAUGAAGAAAAGGGUAUGUAUGAGAGAUAUGGAGCUCUUUUUGGACUACGAAAUCAUGGAGGUGAUGAAGCAGUUGCUGCCGUAAUAGAAUCUUUAAAUGCAAAAAGUGCUUUAUUACGACAUGAGGUUGCGUAUGUCUUGGGGCAGUUGCAAAACAAAUCUGCUUCAGAUGCACUCUCGAGGAUACUUAAAGAUGUGAAUGAGCAUCCUAUGGUUAGACAUGAAGCUGCUGAGGCUCUGGGUUCUAUUGCAGGUUUGAUUACUUACUGUAUAUCUGGUGCAAAACAUAGUGUCAAACUAGAUUGA